Molecule: messenger RNA, 1836 nt
Organism: Canariomyces notabilis
Lineage: Eukaryota; Fungi; Ascomycota; Sordariomycetes; Sordariales; Chaetomiaceae
Product: SET domain-containing protein
Exons: 3
Coding region: 385-1836 (483 amino acids)
Biological process (GO): peptidyl-lysine monomethylation
Molecular function (GO): protein-lysine N-methyltransferase activity; protein binding
Source: RefSeq, a predicted model, not a curated record
UUCAUGGGUAACGAUUCCAACAACACUUCGUCAGACCGGGGAGGUCUAGCUAACAGCUUAUUUACAGCAUCUGAUCGGUAGUCGCUGAUCAGGUAGCAGCAGAUGAGGAAUCUAACUUCUGUGUUGAGUGCCCGUAUCCAUGUUCUACAUCUUUUUCAGUUUCAGAACUGACAAGCACUAACAGACCCAUCAUUGAAUAGGUAGCUCCCCUGCUACAUAGGCAUAAUUCGGUCACCUGGAAGCUGGGCUCUGGGUUUCUCUCCACUCAUCCCUCUCUCUCUUUCAAGUAGCGAUCCUGGUCUUGCCUGGGCAGUGGGACUAUAUCCAUGACCGCAACCGAUCUAGCCUGUGUAUUCCUCUUAGAGAUAAUCUCAGCACAUCGAAAUGCCGUGGCCGCAGCUCCCCAUUGAAAACCUCGCAGUAUGGGCGCACCUUAACGAGGUCUCCUUUGUCGACGUCAAGGUUACAACCACCAAAGAAAAAGGCUUCGGUAUAUGCUGCGAGAGAGAUCUCCACACUACUGGAGACAGCUCCAGUGCUACCGCUUUGCUCAGAGUGCCUCACCAUCUUGUCCUCAAUGACGCGGCUGUCGAAGAGUAUGCAAAAGAGGACAAGGAUUUCAGGCACCUCUUGGAUGCCGUCGGACACCAUCGCUCUGCGCGAGCGGACAUAUUGCUGUUCCUCCUCGUCCAAGCAGCUUUGGCUUCCCGACGCAGCCGCUCUUCGGUGGGAGUUACAAACCCUUGGACAGAGUAUCUGCAGUUCCUGCCCGAGAUGGUUCUCUUGCCCACGCUAUGGACCGAAGACGAGCGGGUUCUUCUCCGUGGUACCUCUCUUGAGCCGGCGCUUGAGGCAAAGAUCUCAGCCCUUGACGCCGAGUUCGAGCGGAUCCGAGAGAAAUCAUCAGAGAUCCGUUCCUGGGACGAGCUACUCUGGCAGGGCGGGUCUAUACGCUUUACCGAUUGGAUCCGCCUUGAUGCGCUAUAUCGCUCUCGUUGUCUCGAACUGCCCAGAUCAGGGGAGUCCAUGGUACCCUGCAUCGACAUGAUCAACCACUCAGCCAAUCCUUCAGCUUACUAUGAUGAGAACCCCGAAGAUGAAGUCGUUCUCAUGCUUAGGCCGGGAAUUGACCUUUCAAAAGGUGACGAAAUAACCAUCAGCUAUGGGGCAACAAAGUCCGCAGCCGAGAUGUUGUUUAGCUACGGCUUUGUUGAUGCCAAGUCAGCUGCCCACAGUCUUGUCCUGCCGCUUAGACCUUUCCCAGACGACCCGUUAGCCAAGGCGAAACUAGUCGCAUUUGAAGGGGUUCCUCAGAUUUGCGUGGCUCGGGAGAGCGAGUCCGUCCUCUGGACCAGUGAGUUCGCCUAUCUGAUGUGUAUCAACGAGGAGGAUGGGCUUGAGUUCCGGAUCCUGCAAGAGAGGGACGGGGCUCAAGAGCUGCGCGUAUUUUGGCAAGAAGAAGAUGUAACAGAUCGGACGAGGGAGUUUAAGACCCUGAUUCAAGGCCAUUCCCUCUUCGCAGUGCUGAGGCUACGUGUUGUCACUGUCAUCCAAGAGAACCUCCAAACCCAACUGGAGCAGUUGCAGUCAAGCACACCUGGGAGCACACCUUCUGCCCUGCAGCGGAAAGAGUGUUUCGACGCCGCUUUGAGCCUCCGUGGCAUCGAAACAAGUAUUCUCGAAAGCGCCAUUGAAGCUCUGGAGAAAGAGGGUCUCAUGCAGAGAAGCUCGCUACUGCUCGACGAAAACGUGGUGGCUUACCUCGGACCGAUGGAAACUACCGAAUCAGAUCUAGUUGGCAAUGAGGCGUCCAAUGAUGCGGACGAUUUUAGCUAA